Messenger RNA from Aspergillus tubingensis, 1254 nucleotides. RefSeq names its product CaiB/BaiF CoA transferase family protein. The transcript has a single exon. NCBI's taxonomy places the organism in Eukaryota, Fungi, Ascomycota, Eurotiomycetes, Eurotiales, Aspergillaceae. Gene Ontology annotation, molecular function: catalytic activity. Bases 1 to 1254 code for a protein of 417 amino acids. The record is from RefSeq and is a predicted model, not a curated record.
AUGCCUACCACUCGUCCCAUUGUCCGCGCGGCAUGCCAUAACAUCUCAAGCAUCCGGCAUGCUUCCACGAACACUGCCAAAAAGGCAGGUCCCCUGGCUGGCAUCACCGUCGUCAGUCUGGAACAAGCCAUAGCCGCACCCUUCUGUACCCGUCAAUUAGCCGACCUAGGAGCCCGAGUCAUCAAAGUCGAACGACCCGGUGUCGGGGACUUCGCCCGCAACUACGACACCCGCGUUAAUGGAUUAGCCUCCCACUUCGUCUGGACCAACCGGUCCAAAGAGAGUCUCGCCUUGGACCUCAAAAAGCCGUCCGAUCACAGCGUGCUAAUGCGCCUGCUCGGCCGCGCUGAUGUCCUUGUCCAGAACCUCGCCCCGGGCGCCAGUGCCCGGCUGGGAUUAUCCUACGCGGAUCUCAAAGCCGCUCAUCCUUCCUUGAUCGUGUGCAAUAUCUCCGGGUAUGGUCCUGACGGACCAUAUCGCGAUAAGAAGGCUUAUGAUCUGCUGAUUCAGAGCGAGGCCGGCAUGCUUUCCGUCACGGGGACUGGGAAAGAGCCGGCUAAGGUGGGCAUUUCCAUCGCUGAUAUUUCCGCCGGUAGCUAUGCCUACUCGAAUAUCCUGGCGGCGUUGUAUCAGCGAGAGAGGGAUCCCGCGAAGAGAGGUUGUAAUAUUGAUAUCUCGAUGUUGGAGAGUAUGGUCGAGUGGAUGGGAUUCCCCAUGUACUACACCUAUGAGAAUGCCCCGGGUCCGACACCUGCUGGUGCUUCGCAUGCGGCUAUUUAUCCGUAUGGGCCGUUUGAGACGGGUGAUGGGACGGUGAUGUUAGGGAUUCAGAAUGAGCGCGAGUGGGCCAAGUUCUGUGACAUUGUAUUGGGUCAAGCUGAUUUGGCUACGGAUGAGCGGUUUGUGAAUAACUCGCUGCGGUCGCAGAACAGAGAUGAGCUGAAGAAGAUCAUCUGCGAUGUCUUCUCGUCGCUUUCUGCGGAGCAGGUCAUUGCUCGCCUGGAUGAAGCGGCGAUUGCGAAUGCCAGCGUCAAUGACAUGCAAGGCGUCUGGAACCAUCCUCAGCUCAAAGCCCGGCAGCGAUGGACUAAAGUUGAGACUCCGGCGGGGACUGUGCCAGCUCUGUUACCUCCUGGAAUGACCAUGGGUGAUGCGGAUACUUAUGGGGCGCGCAUGGAUGCGGUCCCUGAAGUGGGUGAGCAUAACAAGGCGAUUCUGGCUGAGUUGGGGCUCGACGAGGGUACGGAGAAAUAG